Molecule: messenger RNA, 9870 nt
Organism: Xyrichtys novacula (pearly razorfish)
Lineage: Eukaryota; Metazoa; Chordata; Actinopteri; Labriformes; Labridae
Source: the annotation of a GenBank genome assembly
AUGUUUGGGAAUCUUUUCGAGGAAGAAGAAGACGACGACGUCUCUUCGAAUCCCUCCAGGGGGAGAGUUACUAAGGUGGGGGAUGAGCCACCUCCACCCCGGGGUAGAAGCAAUCUGUGUGGGAUCAAGAACCAGGGGGGAACCUGUUACCUCAACUCUCUGCUCCAGACUCUGCUGUUUACCCCAGAAUUCAGAGGUGAGGCCAGCUCUCUAUGCUGAACACUGGCAUGAUGAGGAAAGAGAACUUUGCUGACACCUUUUUGUUGUGUGUCUUUGCAGAGGAGCUGUUCAGUCUGGGGUCAGAGGAAUUAGGAUGCCUGGAAGACAAAGAGAAACCAGACGCCAAAGUAAGAUAAAGUAACAUCUUAACCCUAGACCACUAAUGCUAAAAUUAGUAACGCCAUGACUAUCACCGGGAGAUUUUUACCUGAAAUAAUAUACCCAAGAAAAAGUACUUGUCAUCAAAAUAGGACAAUACAUGACAAAGCAAAGUAGUUGUCUUUUUUUUGUUAACUGUGCAAUAUCCAUCCAUCCAUUUCCUACCGCUUAUUCCCUUUCCCGGGGUAGCUGGAGCCUAUCCCAGCAUCUUCGGGCGAAGGCAGGGGACACCCAGCCCAGUUCAUCGCAGGGCUGACAUAUAGAGACGAACAACCAUCCACGCUCACAUUCACACCUACAGGCAAUUUGAAAGUGGCCAAUUAACCUAACCCCACUUAGGCGUGUUUUUGGGAUGUGUGAGGAAACCCGAGUACCCGGAGUGAACCCACGCAGACACAGGAAGAACAUGCAAACUCCACACAGAAACGCCCUGACCUGGAUUUGAACCCAGGAUCACUACACCACUGUGCCGCCCUGUGCAGUGUCCAAAGGGAGGGAAAAAAGAGUCAUGACGGCACCAUAAUAAAAUGCAACAAAAUAACUGAAAUUAGACAUUCAUGAACAAAAAAUUUUCCACCCAUUCCUGGGGCGUGUGAGUCUUCCCUGGUGAAGACUCAGGGUCCUUGGAACAAUAACAGCUGCAGGAGAGAGAACCAAAAUAUGGCAGAUUUUGAGUGAGUAAAAAUGACCAGCUGAUUAAAAUAUUUCCUAUCACCAUAUGAAUUCCUUUGAAAAUCACUUCUUUGUGAAAUAAAGAUAACAUGCAAAUUCCAGGACCACUCUUACUGACCUUAUUUGCCUACAUGCAGCUAUCAAAUCCACACAAACCUACUUUACCCUCUAUCACUAUUGCCGGGUGAAACUCACCAGAACGCGUUUUGGAUCAGGGAAACAAAUAUGCCUUUAAAGAUGUCAAUGCAAUGCUGAAGCUACCCAGGGACACAUGAUACUAAGGCAGAUGCAACAUAAUGAAAAUUCCGUAAACAUGUUUGGUCGGGUGAAAUAGUGAUAGUGUUCUAGGGUUAAUGCUUUCAUGAUGUGGUGAUAUAUCUUUUUUCUCUUUUUCAGGUCAGAGUGAUCCCACUUGAGCUGCAGAGACUCUUUGCCAGCCUGCUCUUAGUGGACCAGCAGAGCGCCUCCACAGCCAACCUUACUGACAGCUUCGGCUGGAACAGCAGUGAGGUCUGUGUCGGCUAUCUCCAUUAGGGCAGGGCAAACGCUCAGGUUACACUUCUCAUCCCCGUGAUUGAUUUACUUUCCAGCCAUAUCUGGAAAAGGAUGCUUAAAUUUCCAAACAGGAUCUUUAACUUUGGUCUCGUCCGGUCAGACCCUGUUACCUGACUGGAAUUGCAUUUUUGUCUGGAGGCACGCCAGCUGCAGCCAUGCAAAAUAAACACAAGAAAAGGAACAACAGGAAGAAGCAUUCAUAGAAUUCGCUCUAGGGCAUACAUAACUACCUGUUCUCGGUCAAGCCUGAAUACAGUGGAGUGAUGAAACUUGAACCAGAGGUCCUAAACCAUCACUAAAGUAAAGUAACUCUAAAGUAAAGAGUUGCAAAGUCAUCAGUCACUAAAAUCAAAUUUUAAAUGAUUACAUAAACGGCAAGUAAACACAUAAUUAUGUGACUUAAUGAUGUCCCCUCUAAAAGUUCACGUGUACUUAGACUGAUGUGUCAGUCCACAACAUAGCAGCACCCUGAAAAAGUUAAAAGGUCUGUUUAUAAAAAAUCUUUGAAACUGUCAUCAUGACUAGUCCAGUGUUAAGCCAUUCUUGUGCAGAUUUCUGUGAGGAUGCUUCUAUAAUGACAAAACCCCCAUAAAAAUGUUAAAUGUAUGUUUCAAAUUGUAUCUGUAAACACAGCGGGGAUGAGCUUUGUGUCUUACUUAAUCGAUUCUAAUGUAUUUCAGGGAACAAAUCAGCACGAUGUGCAGGAGCUGAACAGGAUUCUGUUCAGUGCGUUGGAGCACUCUCUUGUGGGCACCAGUGGUAACACGUUGAUCCACCGACUCUACCAUGGGACGAUUGUCAACAGCGUUGUCUGCAAGGAGUGUGAUAACAUCAGCCAGAGACAGGUGUGUACAUGUGUGUUGUGUUUUUCUGACCUGCCCAUCCUCUUAAGCGGUACACUAUGUUCAUUAAAUAGAAGCAGAGUUACAUGUUUGGUCUCAUUGUUUGGAUGAACAGUGACUCUCAGAGCUGCUGUGUGAAGUAUCAAUGACUGUAAUGUAUCUUAAGAACGCCACAUUUUCAUAGUUUGGAUAACAAUUUGUGGACUGACACCUGACUGACACUCUUUUUAGUUACUGACACCAAAUGCUGCGGGACACCGUGGCUCACCGGUUAAACUGGCUGAUCAGCCUCUGAGGAGUUAUUUCAGUGGGGCCAUCAAAGUCUUUCACUUUGUUGUCUUUUUCAGGAGGACUUCCUGGACCUGACGGUGUGUGUUUGUGGUGUGUCCAGCCUGGAGGAGGCAUUGUGGAACAUGUUUGUAGAGGAGGAGCUAUUCGAAGGCAAUAACCUGUACCGCUGUGCAGGGUGUGACAGGCUGGUCACUGCUGCCAAGGUUAAUAUCUUCCAGUAGAAGAGAAGAUUAAAACUAGACAUGCAACAAAUAUUUUUUUCCCCCAUCAAAGAUAAAACCUACAAUAACGUCACUAAUCUCGCUCUAUUCAGUCUGCCAAGCUGAAGAAACUCCCUCCAUUCAUGACCAUGUCUCUGCUGAGAUUCAGCUUCGACUUUACCAAAUGUGAGCGGUACAAGGAGACAGGGCGCUACAGCUUCCCCCAGACCAUCAAUCUGCGGCCUUUUUGUGAACAGGUAUAUGACCAUCUGAGUCAUAAAAUACUUCACCUGGGAAGCUUUUGUUUUUCUGUUUAAUUUAACUUCAUGUUAUUUCUGCUCAUCUUUGACAGACUGAUGGAGAGGACUCUGAUUUCACCUACGAACUGUUCUCUGUGAUUAUCCACAAGGGUGGCUGUUAUGGAGGCCACUAUCAUGCUUAUAUCAGGGACAUCGACCAGCUCGGUCAAUGGGAGCCACCGGUGAGAAAAUUAGAAGAUUGUUUAUUUCUAUUUUAUUAAAAAUAUACUGUCGAUUCAGAAAUGUCGCAUAUCAGGUGGCCAUUUGCUCAACACUUUCAAAAUUGAAUGUAACUGACAGCAUCUGGAUCAUCUGAUUAUUUUACUGUCAGUGCUAUCGGUGUUAAAUUUAAAGAAAUGAACUGGGAAAAUCAUGACUUCUCUUCGUCUUACUCAGGAGGAAGACUGCAAACCCAAGACUCAGAAGAAAGCCAAGGAGAGGGUGAAGGAAGCGUGCGAGCCAAAACUACAAGAGGAUGACCCAUUAUCAGUCCUCACUGCUAUUAUUGCCCAGGUAUUUACAGCAGCACACUUGGAAGCUCCCUCAUAUUUGAUCCAGUUUAUGACUUCUUCUUUUCUCUGCUGAGUCUGUAGUUGAGUUCUAAAUCAGUGUUGUCCUCCUCCGGUACUCUAGGAGCCGUCAAAGAGUGUCCUGUUGGACCAGCUGGGACAGAAACUCUUGGAUAAGAUUGGUUCCUCCUGGAGUAAGAAGUUCAGGAAACACUGCGGUCCCAUAGGAAAGGUAUUGUUGGAUUUCUCCUGUCUUAUAAAAUCUGCUCGUAUUUUGCCUUCUUUCUUUUCUAUUGACUUUUUUUCUCUUUUGGUGUAGUUCCUUCAGUCCCACAGUGACGUUUUCAUGUUGGUGUCCCACGGUACUCGAGUGGCGCUGAAAGCUAACCCACCGUGCCCUGUGACUGAGCCCCCCAGCCCAGCAGAGCCAAGUGUGAACUCUGACCCUUCACUGCUUUCAGACUCUGAUGGUGCAGAAAAUCCAGAACCAGACCAGAGCCUGGAGCCUGAACAGGAGGUAUUUCAGCAUCAGCUUCAGUAUUUUAACACAGCUAUAAGCUUAAAAAAGAAAGUUUAAGAGAAAAUACACCUUUUUUUUUUUUAAAUGAAGGUUUCUGGAGCACAGUCGGAUGUUACUCUGUCUGUCGCCUUUUUCUCACGGUUUUUCUUCCCGUCUGUCAGCAGGGUAGCCACUGGUUUGACCUGAACGACUCCUCGGUCACCUCCAUCAGGGAGUCUGACAUAGAGAAGCAGUUCCAGGGCAGAGAGAGCGCAUACAUGCUGUUCUACAGAAAAACACAGCUGCACAGGCCCAGCGAAGGUAAUGGACGCCAUGUGUUUUGUAUCUUUUAUUGUCAUUUCAUAACACAAGGUCCAGCAGUGUUAGAUUUUAAUCAUCUAUUGUUUCUACAUUUCUAGCUCUGAACAACCCUCAAUACAAAGUUCCUCUUCACCUCAUCCAAAUGGCCGAGGAGGAGAACAGAAAGCUGCAGCAAGCACGGUAAAGACAUGAUGUUUUGGUCUACAUGAGCAAGAGUCACAAGAACUGAUUUACAUAUAUUAUUAAUGCGAGUGAACUUCCUCUGUUCUGUCACAGUGAGGAGUUUGAAGCCACCAAUAACACCAUAGAGCUCCGGCUCCACUUGGCACACAGUUACAGGCUGGAAAACGGGGCCCUUCAACCAAUCGACAAAGAGCAAAAUGGAGGCACCCCCAUGAGUUUUGAUCGCAGAAAGACUGUGGGAGAUCUGCGACUGGCUAUUUAUCAGGUAACUUAGCAUUUUAAAACAUGGCGGCUUUUGUUGUAAGAACUAGAUGCUGUAUUUCCUUACAGUAUUCGCCUUUUUUCUUUUAUAGAUGCAGGAACUCUGGGAAGGGGACAUGGCUCUGACUGUGGCCAAGAGUCUCCCUGCUGGUUUGCACCUCUACAACUCUCUGACAGGUGAGACACAAAAAUUGGAAACCUCUUAAAAAAGGAUAAAAGUGUUCCAGUUUUAUAACCACAUUCUUGUUGUGGUGUUUUUUUUCCACAGAUGACAGUGUGUCCCUGUACAGUGCAGGCAUUUCCACAAACUCUGACCUGUUUGUGUGGAACGGCAGAGAGGUGAGAAAAGUUUGACACGAGUUUUUUAAGUCCGUCCCCAUCACUCUUACAUGAGGUCAUUUUUCUGCCACUCCUCCCCACAUCAACCCGAUUAGGUGUGUGGUGCGACUGUCCUGACGGGAGCAGAGUGGGAGCCAGUGCUGCUGACCGUGGUCCGUCCCUUUCUGGGGGAAGAUGAGGAUCUACAGGUGGAGGACGGGGUUGGGUGCGAGGAGCAAGCAGGAGGCUUUGAAAAUGGAGGGCCAGGGCUGAAAAAGGAGGCCAGAGGGUUUGCAGGAGCCGUGACUCUCGGGGAGGUGAAGGAGGCUCUUGGGGAGCAUAAGGAGAGUGUUUUGUGUCAGGAGCAUAAAGGAGGAAAGAAAGGAGAACAAGGGGCUGGUCAGGGAGGAGGGGCAAGUGGUUGGAGGGUGUUCCCCCCUGAUGACAUGCAGCGGACACUGAAGGAGCUGUCGCUGAAGGAUGGAGACGCACUGUUGGUGCUGGAGCCUCAGUCCUUCGACUGCAGGUAAAAACCCUCUUCAAUGUUUACACCUGAUGUUUUAUUAAGAUCUCUGUUUCACUCCUGUGCUCUCGUUCAGCAUGUUCUCUCUGAACGGAGACGUCGUCACUGUGACCACACCUUCCGACUGCCGCUGGCUUCAGGUGGCGUUUCGACCACAUGAUAGAGGAGGAGAUGGAGAAAGAGAGAAAGAAGAGGAGAGAGAGAAGAUAAAAGUUCCUGCUACAGGAAACAUGGUUCGUAGUUUUGUUGCUGCUGCAUUUGUUUGUCUGACACUCUUUUGUUUUUCUUUGCAACUCAAUUGAAGCAUCUCUCUAACUCUCAUGUGUCUCUGUCUUAAGCUAAUGUUUGAGGUGAAGCAGAGGGCCAUAGAAGAGCUGCAGCUACACCCAGGCAAGCCACUCAGUGUUUAACUCAAGUCUAGAAAUGACAGUGCUGAAACCAACCCAGAAGUGAUCGGUCUGAUUCUAACCUGGUCCAGUAAAUAAAGUCUGAAUUAGAGGGGGACCAGAUGCAUCUGUAAAAACAAAACAUGACCUUGCAGAAACUCUUAGUUUCUAUGCUUCCAAAUCUACAAAUCAAAUGUAAUAGUUUGACACCAUUUGCUUUAUGUGAACAGAAAAUCAUUAAAAACGUCUCAUAUUUAAUUCAAAAUCAAAGGCCAUUUAACUGAAACGCUUCAAACCUGAACUCAUGUAUCUGUGGGCCUCCCAGGAUUAUUUAAAGCAUCUUAAAAAAAGAUCAUAUUCUUAUGUUAGCUGCUGUUAAGGUAAACAUAAUGUAUUUAUAUUAGCCAGUAUCUUAAGAUAUGCUUCUCGUGUUUACUGGUGUUUCUGCUUUCUCUUUUCUGGCUGACCAGGUGCACAGUACUGUCUGAGACAGGUGGACUGCACAGGGAAACUCCUCCCUCCAGGUACUGUGUCAUUUUUUUUGACCUGCAGGAGAUUUUAAUAGCGCUGGAAAUCCCCCUCAUUUUGACAGAAUAUUAAGCAUUCCUUCACACUGCCCCCUCAUAAAUGUUUACAAGGUAACCCCCUCCUCCUCCCUGCCUGUAAUGUUUCUUCUCAUCAUCUGACUUUGAAGUCGUAGAGCACAUUUAUAAAGUGCAUUUUUCUUCUAAUUUGGUUUACCUGGCAGUGUGUGAGGAAGUGAGCGUGCGCGAUGCAGGGGUGCGACUCAUGACCACGCUGAUUCUGUGUCCGGGGAAGGCCCCCAAGGCAUCACAGGUGUGUCUUUUUUAUUUGAAACCUUCAACAAAUCCUUUGUACUUGCAGGUGCACAGGUUACAGAGCCUUUAAGCACAUUUCCUGUGCUACAUUUAUAACAAAGUGACUUACAAGAGUUGGAAAUUCUUGAUUCAUGUUGUGGUUUUCUCUUUGCCUUCCAGCUUUUCUUGCAUUUCUCUGUGGGUGCAGCGCCCUCUGCUGGCAUGGAGAUGGACAUAAUUGUGGAAAAUACUUGCACUGUUAAAGAGGUAAGGAAAUCUGCUCAUGUACUUAUUUGUGAAGCAUUGAAAAUCAACUUUUGAAUGCUUUGCAAACUUCAUUGAUUAUUAAGCCUUUGACUGUUAUUUGCAGUGUCUAAAGGCAAUGCUGGAUGCUGUUGGACUUGAUGGUAAGCCCUGUGUGUUUUUUUUUUAUUUUCUUGCUUUUCUGCAGUAACUUGAAAAUACUUUUGCUUUUUAAAGCCUGAAAUUCAAUAUUUUUUUUUGCCAUUGUGAUUAAAAUGUUUCUAUGCAGGCACCUUCUGGCACUUGAGAAGGUUGGAUUGGUGCGAGGAGGUCGGCGAGCCGCUUAUCGAUGAGGUGGGAUACCAGCAUAGAAAUUCAGAAUAUUUUGUUAUGCAUAGAAAUUCAGAUGUUUCAUGUGUAGACCGUAUUUCCUUUGUUUCAUGUUAAAAAAAAAAAGAGAGAAAAUUUGAAUAUUUUGUUUUGCUAGUUCUUGUGUCAAUACCAAACUUUUUGCUCUCAGGAUGCGUCUCUGUCAGAGCUAAAGAUCAGCAGCGGAGACACAUUAGUCGUCACAGAAGGACAACUACCCCCAAAGGUACUAAAAUGUUCACAUCUGUGCUGGAGGGUUUUAACAUAGGAUAACUAAACUCCAUGCUGUCUUUCUUUUUGUUAGGGAUUCCUCAAGCUUCAUGUGUGGCUGUAUCUGGAUACCAGGAACAACUUAGCGGAGUCUAACCUUACCAACAACGGCUACACUGGGGAGCUGGAAGCUGUAACUCCACGGGAUGUGCACUCUCCUCCUCUGAGAAAUGUCGGAGAGGUGGAGAUAUCAGAUGAAGCCACUCUGGAGGACCUGAAGACUCAGGUCAGUGUCAGAGCGGAUUUGUAAAUCAAAGCAGGAGUUGAGAGGUGUUGGUACUAAUUUGAGUAAUUAUCUAAAGCCAUACAUUGGCCUUUUAUUAUUAAUAGUUUUAACUCAAUUGAACAGCUGUCACCAGUGUUUUUGUAAAGUUGAGUGACAUGAAUCCACUCACAGGAUUGUGUUUUUUGAUAUCAUGUGAAGCUCCCUCUGUGUGAUAUCAGUUUAUGCUUCAGCAGCACUGCAACACUGUGUGAACUCACACUCAUGUAGGACAGAGUUAGAUCUGAUUUUGUUUAAUCCUGGGACCAGCAUGUAAAUAAUCUUUCUGUUUGAAAUGUAGUUUUUCAAAGUUAACUUUUAUCAUAAAAUCUGAAAAAGAAAAAAACACCUUCUCUUCUCUCUUACAGGAGAAUUAAAACCAGGUCAUGCAAAGUCUUUGUUUUGUUUUUUCUUUAACCAAAUGUUGCUUUUCUUCGUUUCUUCCUCAUCAGGUGCUGACCUUGUCUGCGCUGCAGGAUGUGUGUGUGCCAACCAUCGGGUUCAUGCGUGUGUGGCAACUUGAGGGACGGAGGCUGGUACGGAUCCUCAGAGGACAACAGCAAACACUCAGGUACAAAGACUUUGAAGGCCUUCAGAUUAUUUUCAUCCUUUUAUAAAUGAAGAGUCACGGCUUAUUUCUGUAAUACCUUUAAAUCAGGAAAUUGAAGCUGGCCAGUGGUGCAGACAUCUGUAUGCAGCAGCUUCUGACAGAAGAGGAUCUUGGGUAGAUUUUUGGUUGAUUUAUAUUGCUAAACAUUAAUUGACGUCAUUUUUCCAACUUUAUUUCACCCUAACAUUUAUUUUUCUAUCUCCUCUUCAGCCCAAAGGAGGUGUUACUGAACAUUAAAAUGGGAGUUCCAGGGGAAAGGUGUUACUACCCUCCAGAGGAGCUGAUUUGGGAAGCAUCCCAAGAUUCCUCUCCACGCUCUCUGCGCACUUGUUUGGCUGCACACUUCGGCCUCUCCCCUGACUCUCUGCUGCUGGCUAAAUACCAGCCAGACAAACACACCUGGGAAGAAAUCUCAAACUGGGUAAACAGAGAGAGACCUGAGGUUGUUUUUACAAACUCAUUUCUAUGUUAUGAUCUGAUACCAUGCUGUAUGCCUGUUUCGUUAUUAGAACCAGCAGGUUUCAAAAAAGAAAAAGAAGAAAAAGACAGAAUCACUACUAGGGGCGCCAUUUCACCUCAAAGAUGGUGACACAAUUGGCAUUAAGGUAUUUAUCUUCCCUGGUCUCUUUAUUUUUAUUUUUUGCUUGUGUUUUUUUGUUUCCAUUUAUUUUAGAAGUAUUAAAUCUGUUAUUUCUAUCCCACCAGAAUCUUUUGAUUGACAACAACAGGGACUUUGUCACCCUGGAGGAUGAGCAGGGCCAGCAGAUGCUCAGGGAGCUGGCAGAGGAACGCAGGAAAGGGUGGGACUUCUUUACAUUUACACACAGCUGCAAGAAAUAUAUAUGGCUGCAAAUCAUCUUAAAGCCACAGGGAUUCUUACUAUAGUUGCACAACAUUAACACUGUGUCAGUAAGUGUAAGAGCCUUAGAGUAAAAACUGUUUCUCUUUUCAGAGGGGAGGCUGCGGGCUCUAAUGGAGUUGGAUCGCAGAAGAAGACAGGGCCCAACAAAUCCAGAAAACCAGAGGUGGCUCUGUCAAUCAAUGUUGGGGUCUUCAGAUAG